UAAGAACCCCAAAACCAUGCUUAACUUUGUCUGGAGCAAACAUAAGGGACCGACCGUAAUUAAUUUAGCUUAUAAUCAGGUCUGAGCUAUACAACUUUUUCUUUUAUUUGUUUGUUUAUUUUGUUUAAUUAAUUAAUUCUUAUAAGCGUUUUAGACGAGUUUCCUUUUUAUUUUCGUAUUGCAUUCUCUUUUAUUAACUCUAUAUAUCCUUUCAUUGCUCUAGCGAAUUAUUCCCUGGUUCAAUAUCCCGUUGUUAUUUUAUUUUUUCUUAAUCUUUUAUUCAAUUGGUUACUGCUAAAUCUUCCUUUCGUUAAGCGUUUUCUAGUACGGUUAUUAGUAUGUCUUCGAAUUCUAAUUUUUCUUCUCUUAAAAAAGUCGAAACUGAAGCUGUCCCUAAUACUAGAUCACUUGAUAAUUCUCGCACGAACAGCUCGGAUUCAAGUUCCAUAUCAAUAAAUUCAAAAGGAGAUAUAAAAAGCGAGAAAAAAGAUGUUUUCGAUUCUUCGUCGCAGCUAGAGAAGGGAUCUAACCAUUCUACCAAAGAAUGGAAAAAAUUCUUUGAAGUUUUUGUUUGCGGUGUUGCUUUAAUUUCGGAUGGCUAUUGCUCUAACUCUAUUGGUACAGUCAUGACGAUUUUGAAGAAGCUUUAUCCCAAGGAAACAACAAAUAACAAGGCGCUACAAAACAUUGGUAUGGUUGCAUAUGUUGGUACUGUUGUCGGUCAAUUAUCAUUUGGUUGGUAUUCUGAUUUUUUUGGUCGUAAAAAUGGUAUGAUUACUGCUACUCUUAUCCUUCUUGUAUCUACCGCUCUUUGUGCCGGCGCUUAUGGUUACCAUGGAAGCAUCAACGGCAUGCUUUCUGCUAUGAUUGCUUAUAGAUUUUUCCUUGGUAUUGGCCUUGGCGCUGAAUAUCCUUGUGGAUCCGUGGCUGCUUCCGAAAACUCAAAUCAAAUGAAGUCUGGUAGACGCCAUGGUUCUUUUAUUUUUGUAACUGGUUCUGCAAUUGACAUGGGAUUUGUUUUAGGUGCUUUCGUUCCGUAUGUUCUCGUUUGUAUAUUCGGCGACCAUCAUCUUAGAGCAGUUUGGCGUAUGUCUAUUGGUUUAGGUUGUGUCAUUCCCCUUGUACUUCUUAUUCUCCGCCUACCAAUGAAGGAAAAUGGUAUUUACUUGAAAUCUAGAAUUCCUUAUUCCAAGAUUCCAUGGUCUGUCGUCCUACGUCUAUACGGCAUUCGCUUUCUCGUGAUUUCCCUCGUAUGGUUCAUCUACGAUUUAUCUGCAUACGCAUUUAGCUUGUAUUCUAGUACGAUUGUAAGUGGUAUUCUUCCUCAAAACGCAUCUACUGCGAAAAGCUUUGGAUGGAAUACUCUUAUUAACUCAUUUUACCUUCCUGGUUCUUGGUUAGGUUGUAUAUUUUCCGAUAUUAUUGGUCCUAAGUGGUGCUUAGUGUCUGGUUUAGUCUUACAAGGUGCUAUUGGUUUCUUCAUGUCUGGCUUUUACAACCAAUUGGUACAUCGUAUUGCCGGUUUCUGUGUUAUUUAUGGUAUCUUCUUGUCAUUGGGUGAAUACGGCGCAGGUGGUAACAUUGGUUUAAUGGCUUCAAAGACUUCACCUACUGCCAUCCGUGGUAUCUAUUAUGGUCUUGCCGCUGCAAUUGGAAAAUGUGGUGCCAUUGCUGGUGUAUACGCUUUUGGCGGAGAUCAAAUUCGAAUCUAUUUUUAUGCUGCUAGUGGAAUGGCAAUGUUUGUUGCUAUUUUAUCCUUUUUCUUUCUACCUCAAAUCAGUCAAACCUGCAUUGAAGACGAAGACGAGCGCUUCGCUAAGGCUUGUAUUGAGGCUGGAUAUGGGAAUCCUUAUGACCAUGAAGAAACCGUCCUUGCCAAAGCAUAACGAUCGUUGCCUUGGCUCGUUCUUGAUGUUGAAUAUAAUGACUAAUGAACAUAUAACGAAAAAAAACCUUAAUUUAAUUUAAUAUUUAAAUGAUCGAGAUGACUUGUUUAUAUACAUUUGUGCUUUUUCUUAAUGAACCGAGAGAAAGUGAAAAGCGUUUUAUUGACUUUUUGAGUUCAACCUCAGGGAAGCUUUUCCCUUGUUUAGUGUUUAUAUUCUUUAAAGUGUAAACAUCCGGACUAUCAGGUAUGUUUGUACGCCAACUCAACUUGGCAUUCGCUAAAAAAAAAACAAAAAAGAAAGGAAACAUCUUCGACAUUGUUUAUUGUUCAAAACUUUGCUUCAUUCGCUUGACUAAUCUAUAGACAGAGGGUUCUUGGGGUAUUACGGUUCACACUUACAACAACAUUGUUUAUAGCAACUUUAAAAAGGUUUAGAAUAUAGAACAGUUUAUGUAUAUUGUAUAUAGUAAAUAUAUUAUUGUAUAUAUGUUUCUACUUUAUUCGUUCCUUUCAUUGCCUC
Molecule: messenger RNA, 2408 nt
Organism: Schizosaccharomyces cryophilus OY26
Lineage: Eukaryota; Fungi; Ascomycota; Schizosaccharomycetes; Schizosaccharomycetales; Schizosaccharomycetaceae
Product: glycerophosphodiester transporter
Exons: 1
Coding region: 339-1886 (515 amino acids)
Biological process (GO): carboxylic acid transport; transmembrane transport
Cellular component (GO): plasma membrane
Molecular function (GO): carboxylic acid transmembrane transporter activity
Source: RefSeq, a predicted model, not a curated record